UUUGUGAAACAUCCACUUGCACUGAAGUCUCGAUCAACAAUAGGAUUUACAUACCGUAGUCCCAUCUAGUGUUCACUCAAGUCUCAUGAUACACAACUGCUCCAGCUGGAACUACGGGCAUGCCGCACAGGUUGACACGACUUUCCACCCAAAAUUCCCUUGCUCCUACGAAAAACAUACAUCAUCUACCUGAUGAAGUUCUUUUCAUCAUUCUCGAGUUCGUCGACGUGCUGGAUGUGGUGGUUCUGUACAAGGUGUCAAAAUUAUUCCACAGGCUUUUGCACGAUGAGUGGUAUUGGAGAACAUCAUAUAAAAGAAGGCGCAUACCCCGUCCCCCUGGACCGUUUGAAGGACAGUCAACAACCUACCUUCGUGAAAUCCUCGUACGAAGCGCCAGAGUACAGCACAACUGGCCGCCAUUCGCACGGUCGCCAAAUCCGACUUCUCGAGUUACAUUACAAUCUGCGAAGCAGAAUCUCAGCAUUAUCCAAGGACGAUGGCUUAUCACAGGGGAUUCUCCUCUUCUAUUGUGCUAUGACACUUGUAGCAGCGACCCUGAUUGGGAUACCUCUCCCCAGGUAUUCUACCAGCCACACCUGCAAGCGAAUUUCUUUCGCUGUGUUUCGGUGACCGCGGAAGACGGACAAGAGCUGAUUUUCGCUGUCAGUGAUACGCAGGUUGGAACUGUUCGGCGCAAACUCAAUCUAUUUACAAUCGAGAUAGUUCCUGGCUAUGGACCAUUUAUCUCUGGUCAUGUGUUCACGCUCGAUCUGCAGCCUCGUUACUCAGGAGUGUGGACUGUCACUACAGGUCCUCGCCUUCUAGUCAUUUCUGCCAAGGGUCCUGAGCAGGAAGACCCUCCCGUCAUUGUGGAUGUCAAGACAUUCCAGAGAUUUCAUGCCGUAAUACCUCCGCUUCCUCGAGGUCACCUUGGGAUGUUCACAUCUUUCAUCUCUACUUCAUCGCAUUUACUCGUGGCACGCCUCCUCAAUGGAUCGGAGACCUUGCUGCAAGUAUUUCCCAUUUCCCAGACACAAUCAGAGUGGAGCACUGAUGACGUGCGAGUGUUGUAUCCCUCACAUGUCAUGAGAACUCCUGAGCUUAGAUUUCGUACGUGGCAUGUCUUAAGAGGUCCCAAGUACGAGACCUUGACAGCCGGGAUACGCAUCGCCCUCAUGUUGAGUGUCUUCGCGCCAACUUCGGUCGACGUGGCGUCUCUCGAUAUUGUUGAUCUCCUGCUGGACGCUGGAGGGAGCAUAUCAUUCACUUCAGAGAUGCUGUGGGCUUUGCCACGCGAUGCCACAGUGCUCGCAGAUUCCUCACAUGACGGCUGCAUUCGGGGGUUAAUAUGCAGCAGGAACGAGAGGCAGUCGAUGCCGUUCAUGAUUGACGACCAGGACAAAAACAGCACAGGCUAUGGGCUGUUCAUGAGCGACAACAACGACCGCCUGUCUUCCAGGCCAGACCCAGUUUUAUUCGAUGGGUACAGAGGUGUUUUGUGUUCAGUGGUGGUGACGGAGAGGAGACGUAGUUUCAUUGAAGUUAUGCGUUUCGGUUAAAUUGAGGCCUAUGUUACUAGAAUUUCAUGUUUAUAUCAUAUACACCGAUCCAUGAAGGGACAGCCAUAUCGAAUCCUGGCCCUUCUACUUACUGUGGGCGUGGUGGGAAGAGUACACACGAUGAAUCCUAACAGAACUUCGUUACGAAG
Messenger RNA from Suillus paluster, 1708 nucleotides. RefSeq lists its product as uncharacterized. Gene Ontology annotation, molecular function: protein binding. NCBI's taxonomy places the organism in Eukaryota, Fungi, Basidiomycota, Agaricomycetes, Boletales, Suillaceae. The transcript is spliced from 4 exons. The record is from RefSeq and is a predicted model, not a curated record. The coding region runs from base 120 to 1559 and encodes 479 amino acids.